Messenger RNA from Peronospora farinosa, 1029 nucleotides. NCBI's taxonomy places the organism in Eukaryota, Oomycota, Peronosporomycetes, Peronosporales, Peronosporaceae. The record is from the annotation of a GenBank genome assembly.
AUGGAUGAAGAAGAGAGCAAUAACCAUAGCCAAGGGAGUAGCAGUACAGGUCUUCCUCUGGCUACGCCAUUGCGCAACAAAUUGAACGCGGAUGAAGUUUUUCUUCGAAACAUGGUGGGGCUACUCAAUAAACGUGGCUAUAACGUACGAGACUCUGCCCCUGAGACGUCCAUUGCAUCAUCAUGUGCAAGCUUUUCUUGUUCCAGUAGCUUCACAAGUCAAUGCUCCAUCUCGUCUGCACUAUUGGCUCUGCGUGAGCCAAAUCAUGGCCAGACACCAUUCCAUAUCGCUGUCCGUAGAGGCGACUUGCAAAUUCUAGAUGCGCUUCUAGAGCACGAAAGCAUUCAUGAGCUGCUGGAUGCCCCUGACUUUAACGGAAACACGGCGCUGCACUUUGCCACAGGCAACUGGAAACAACUUAUGUGCCUGAACAUUGCCGAGAGAUUGUUGGACGCUGGAGCUAAUGUUAACACCGAGAACAAACGCGGCCUCACACCGCUUGCUGUUCAUAUGCUUACGCUGAAUAUUGACGACCCAACGCUGAUUGUGAAACUCCUAGAGGCCGGAGCGGACCCGAACACAGAAGCCGAGGGGGUCGCUGUAUUGCAUCUCGCGACACAGCGCGACUUGCCAGCGAUUGCAGCGGUACUGAUAGGUUCUGGAGCUUCUAUGCUGGCGUUGAACACGGAUGGUCUUAUGUGUUACGAAGUGGCAUCGUCCCGUGUAAAGCAAUUUAUGGUACGCAACAUCAGCAAAACGCCGGCUUAUCUGCCGAUGACGCAGCGAAGUACUUGCAUGCGAUGCAAGUCGUCGACGCUCACUAGUCGGAAGAAGGCGUUUGGUAACAUGAUGAAGAGGGUACUUGGCAUGCAGAUGCGCAUUCAUCAAUCGAACUGCUAUCACUGCGGCAUGCUCUUUUGCUCGCAGUGUCUUAAGCCAUCGAGCGCUGUCAGUGCAAUUCCAUUCAGGAAGCAGGCGUUACAACAUACAUUUGAUAUGCAUCUCUUGGGUAUCCAGACGUCCAUCUAG